Misgurnus anguillicaudatus (oriental weatherfish) is the source of this 1480-nucleotide messenger RNA. RefSeq lists its product as uncharacterized. The record is from RefSeq and is a predicted model, not a curated record. NCBI's taxonomy places the organism in Eukaryota, Metazoa, Chordata, Actinopteri, Cypriniformes, Cobitidae.
GACAUGUUCACUUCCGGGAAAAACAGCAGCCUUUUCAGCGCUGGAUGUGGUGCAAACAAGGUCGUUGUUAUUAUCAUCGCUGUUGUCCACUUUAGAAAAGAAGUCAUCGCUAGAGUUGUUAAAAUCCACGAUUAAUCGCAAUAACAGCAAAUAACACACAUACAUCAAGGGGCAUAAAUUCAGUAUGGACGUCAUUGAAACCAUUGUCACAGAAAGCAUUGAUGUGGAGGAAUCAACUACAACAAUUUCGACUUUAGAGACUGAAAAGUCAAAAACAGAGUUUGUGUGGACACUACAAGCAACAUGGCAUCUAGUCCAUGUCCGCCUGGACAUGGACCAAGAGUUUGACCAGCCUGUGUGCAAAAAGAAGAAGCUGUGGGAGACUGUGGCUGACAGAGUUACUGCAAAGUUAAGAGCCGAUGGCUGCACAGAUGUUCCAGUCAAAGCCUUCGAAUGCGAUCUGAAAUGGAGGAACAUGCUAGCAACAUACCGCAAAAAUGCUGAACGUGCCAAAAGACUGGGCACUAAUAGCGUACACUGGGAGUUCUUCAAGGAGAUGCAUGAGGUGCUGGGCAGAAGCUAUGAAGAAAUGGAGGCGCAAAGGAAAGCAAAGCUUAAUGGCACUAAGCUUGGCAGGGCAAUAGCCAGUAAACGAUUUACCCCAAUCCUACCCACACCCACUGCAGCCACAGCUACACAAGUAACCAACACCAAGCCCCCUAAUGAUCUGCUGCAGUUGUACCUGGAGCUGCAGGAGAGGAAACUGAACAUGUGGGCUCAGCAAAAAGCUCUAGAGGAGAGGAAGAUUGAGGCCAUCAAUAAUUUGGCACGUGCAAUUACUUGUCUGUGCCAGGACAAUACACUGAAAAUGGCCAAAGAAUAUGUCGAGUCAGAACUCACUGUUCCUGAAAAUAAGAAUUAGAUUAUAGGAGUGUAUUUAGAGAGAAGACAUAUCAUGUUAAAUCCCCCUAUGAGUCAAAUCUUAUAACUGAUGUAACAAAAUUAAUAAUGCUCCAUCAAUACUGCAGUUUUUCUUUCUUCCAUUAAAGGGAUAGUUCACCCAAAAAUGAAAAUUCUGUCAUCAUUCACUCACUCCCAUGUUGUUACUGAUGAACACAAAGGAAGAUAUUUUGAUAAAUGUUUGUAACCAAACCAUUUGUGGACCAUUCACUUCCAUAGUUUUUUUUCCUACCGUGGAAGUGAAUUGGGUCCACGGACAGUUUAGUUAAAAACAUUUCUUAAAAUAUCUUCCUUUGUGUUCAUCAGAACAAAGAAAUUUAGACGGGUUUGUAACAACAUAAGAGUUAAUGAUGACAGAAUAUUCAUUUUUGGGUGAACUAUACCUUUAAUCACAAAAUAUUGGUUAAUAUUGCUGUGCAGUUUAACUUGUCUCAUUCAUGAACCAAAUAAAAACCAAGCUGUACAUGGUAUUUUUUGUGUUUUAAUAAAAAACAAACCAAUACAAAAUGUGUUCAUCAGA